CAAAGGCAGAGCAAAGUACGUAACAAAGCGGGCACCCACACACCCGUACACUGUACACUCGUACAGUGAAAACGCGCGUGGGUGGGCACACAACGUAUUAUUAUAGCUCAACGCUGCCAACUGAAACAAAGAUCCAUGGAGAACAUGUCCACGUCACCUGAGGUGACGGAAAGUUCCUCCGGGCGAUCCUCCCCCCUGUGCCCGUCCAACGCCACCCACCUGGUCCUGCCCGUCCUCUGCGGCCUCAUGUUCUGCACGGGCAUCCCGGGGAACCUCCUGUCCCUCUGGGUCUUCGCCGAAAAGAUACCCUCCAAGACGCCCACGCACGUCUACCUGAUCAACCUCAGCGCGUCCAACCUGCUGCUGUGCGCCACCCUGCCCAUGCUGGCGGCCUACUUCGCGGUGGGCGACGCCUGGCGCGCCCACCAGCCGCUCUGCCGGGUCGCCGUUGGCGGCGUGACGCCCGUCCUGCACAUCAACAUCUACGUGGGCGUGCUCAUCCUCACCUGGAUCGCCCUCAGCCGCCUGGCGGCCCUCACCCAGCAGAGCCACGCGGGGCGGCCCAGCACCUGCACCCGGAUACUGCCCCCCGCGUUCUUCCGCAAGCUGCGGGAGGUGCGCUUCGCCCAGGCCACGUGCCUGGCCAUCUGGGCCUUCGUGCUGGCCUGCGUGCUCCCCGUGGUGGGCAUCUACUCGGCGAUAGAGGCCGGGGGGCCGGGGAACGGCAGCGGGCAGCCGUGCUACAGCGUGGCGGUGGAGGUCGGCGGGAACGUCUCCCAGAUGACCUCGGUGGGCGCCAUCCUGCUCUUCUGCCUCUGCUUCCUGCUGGUGCUGGCCUCCUACGUCUCCGUCAACCGGCACAUCAGCAGGGCCCGGCGGAACACGGCGGUGCCGGACCACCACCGGGUCUACGGCAGGGUGUUCCGGAACAUCGUGGUCAUCCAGCUGGUGCUGGCGGUCUGCCUGCUGCCGCACCACGUCUUCAAGGCCGUCUUCAUCGGCCUGGCCCAGCGCUGGGGCCCCCGCCAGCCCGCCGGGGCCGGCUGCCACCAGCUGUCGCGGCUCGUGGAGGUGAAGAACGCCCUGCUCUUGCUCGCCGCGUUCCGGAGCGCGGCCGACCCCAUCACGUACUUCCUGCUGGACAACACGUUUCGCCGGCACGUGCUUGAAUUGCUGAGCCUGAGCUCCAGCAAACAAAGCAGCCAGACCACGGGGUCCAGAGGGGACCAAGAACGCACCCACUCGAAGGCCACAAAACUGUAGCAAGAGGCGGACAGAGACUGACGUCAGCAAGGCCUUCGCAGUUCAAUGAGAAGCCUCAUUCAGGUAUAUAAAGAGGUGGAGCCGACCUCCAAAGACACAGAGGCGACAUUAGACUGCACACCCAGCCACAGCAAAGCUCCAGGGGGGGAAGCCAUCUUAUCCUCAAAUCGAUCACUGCCCUGAGCCUACAUUUAUUUCAUUCUGUUGAUUAACGAGCGUUACAAUGAGCUUCAUAACCCAUACUCACUGCCAGGAAAUCCCCUCGGUUAACUGUAUUUAAUGCGAGUUUUUCCUUUUGUCACACAUUUGUGACACAUUGAAGGGUGUAUGUUUGAUGAGGAACGGUUGGUGUAUGUGUUUGAAGGGGAAUGUUUGUAGUGUGUGUUUGAUGCAGAAUGGUCACAAUAACAAGCAGAUUCAGGAAUGGUUUGCAUCUAAAUGCUUGGUAUAUUUUAAGCUCAGACUGCACUUUUAUUUAUUUAACUGUCCUUGUAUUCAUUUUACCCUGAAUAAACACCCCUGUGUUAUUUUCACAUACA
Messenger RNA from Anguilla anguilla (European eel), 1802 nucleotides. RefSeq names its product probable G-protein coupled receptor 82. Gene Ontology annotation, molecular function: G protein-coupled receptor activity. The transcript is spliced from 2 exons. The record is from RefSeq and is a predicted model, not a curated record. Gene Ontology annotation, cellular component: membrane. NCBI's taxonomy places the organism in Eukaryota, Metazoa, Chordata, Actinopteri, Anguilliformes, Anguillidae. Bases 136 to 1263 code for a protein of 375 amino acids. Gene Ontology annotation, biological process: G protein-coupled receptor signaling pathway.